Molecule: messenger RNA, 287 nt
Organism: Nannospalax galili (Upper Galilee mountains blind mole rat)
Lineage: Eukaryota; Metazoa; Chordata; Mammalia; Rodentia; Spalacidae
Product: V-set and transmembrane domain-containing protein 2B
Exons: 2
Source: RefSeq, a predicted model, not a curated record
CCGCCGCCCCCCUGCGGGAGAUGGAACAGCGGAGCCGGCUCUGUGCCCUCGGAUACCUGCCGCCGCUGCUGCUGCACGCCCUGCUGCUCCUAGUCGCCGACGCUACAUUCACUGAAGUCCCCAAAGAUGUAACCGUGAGGGAAGGGGAUGACAUCGAAAUGCCCUGCGCGUUCCGGGCCAGCGGAGCCACCUCGUAUUCACUGGAGAUUCAGUGGUGGUACCUCAAGGAGCCUCCUCGGGAGCUGCUGCACGAGCUGGCGCUCAGUGUGCCCGGCGCCCGGAGCAAG